CUCAUUUAACAGGCAGACAUGGCGAGCGCAGUUGCUACCCGUUUUGUGGAUAACUAUGUCGACAUGGCUCAGUGGAAUCAGUUACAGCAGUUAGAGACGCGCUACCUGGAGCAGUUGUAUCACCUGUACAGCGACAGCUUCCCCAUGGAGCUGCGGCAGUUCUUGGCACCCUGGAUCGAGAGCCAGGAUUGGGCAUAUGCAGCCAACAAGGAGUCGCACGCCACGCUGGUGUUCCACAACCUGCUUGGGGAGAUCGAUCAGCAGUACAGCCGCUUUCUGCAGGAGAACAACGUCCUGUACCAGCACAACCUGCGGCGCAUCAAACAGCACCUGCAGAGCAAGUAUCUGGAGAAGCCCAUGGAGAUUGCUCGCAUCGUCGCUCGCUGCCUGUGGGAGGAGCAGCGGCUGCUUCAGACAGCCACCACUGCACAGCAGGACGGUCAGGUCACUCACCCCACGGGCACCGUGGUCACCGAGAAACAGCAGAUUUUGGAACACAACCUGCAGGACAUUAGGAAAAGAGUACAGGACAUGGAACAGAAGAUGAAGAUGCUGGAGAACCUCCAGGAUGACUUUGACUUCAACUACAAAACUCUGAAAAGUGCUGGAGAAUUGUCCCAGGACCUGAAUGGAAACAGCCAAGCAGCAGCUACCAGGCAGAAGAUGGCUCAGCUGGAGCAGAUGUUGAGUGCUUUAGAUCAGCUGAGGAGGCAAAUAGUGACCGAGAUGGCCGGCCUGCUUUCUGCCAUGGAUUUCGUGCAGAAGAACCUGACAGAUGAGGAACUGGCCGACUGGAAGAGGAGACAGCAGAUCGCCUGCAUCGGAGGACCACCCAACAUCUGCCUGGACCGUUUAGAGACAUGGAUCACCUCAUUGGCCGAGUCACAGCUGCAGAUCAGACAGCAGAUCAAGAAGUUGGAAGAGCUUCAGCAGAAGGUCUCGUAUAAAGGAGAUCCCAUCAUUCAGCACCGCCCCGCUCUGGAGGAAAAAAUAGUGGAUCUGUUCCGCAAUCUUAUGAAGAGUGCGUUUGUCGUUGAGAGACAGCCGUGUAUGCCCAUGCACCCAGACCGACCUCUCGUUAUCAAAACCGGUGUGCAGUUUACCACCAAAGUCAGGUUACUCGUGAAAUUUCCAGAGUUGAAUUACCAGCUGAAAAUCAAAGUGUGCAUUGACAAGGAGUCGGGCGAAGGGGCAGCCAUUCGAGGUUCACGCAAGUUCAACAUUCUUGGCACCAACACUAAGGUGAUGAACAUGGAGGAAUCCAACAAUGGCAGCCUGUCCGCAGAGUUCAAGCAUCUGACUCUACGAGAGCAGAGGUGUGGUAACGGAGGCCGAACGAACAGCGAUGCCUCACUGAUCGUGACUGAAGAACUACAUCUGAUCACAUUUGAGACAGAAGUCUACCAUCAAGGCCUAAAGAUUGACCUUGAGACGCACUCUCUCCCUGUGGUGGUCAUUUCUAAUAUCUGUCAAAUGCCGAACGCAUGGGCCUCCAUCCUGUGGUACAACAUGCUCACCAAUCAUCCCAAGAAUGUGAAUUUCUUCACCAAACCUCCAGUAGGGACGUGGGAUCAGGUGGCUGAGGUGUUGAGCUGGCAGUUUUCUUCCACAACUAAGAGAGGGUUGACCAUUGAACAGCUCACCACACUUGCAGAGAAACUGCUGGGUCCUUGUGUAAACUACUCCGGUUGCCAGAUCACAUGGGCCAAGUUCUGCAAAGAGAACAUGGCAGGGAAAGGUUUCUCUUUCUGGGUGUGGCUGGAUAAUAUUAUUGACCUUGUAAAGAAAUAUAUCUUGGCUCUGUGGAAUGAAGGGUAUAUUAUGGGCUUCAUCAGCAAGGAAAGAGAGCGAGCCAUUUUGAGCCCAAAGCCUCCUGGGACAUUCCUGCUGCGCUUUAGCGAAAGCAGCAAAGAGGGAGGAAUCACCUUUACCUGGGUUGAAAAAGACAUCAGCGGUAAGACUCAGAUCCAAUCGGUGGAGCCAUAUACGAAGCAGCAGCUCAACAGCAUGUCCUUCGCUGAGAUCAUCAUGGGCUAUAAGAUCAUGGAUGCCACCAACAUCCUGGUUUCUCCGUUGGUUUACCUCUACCCAGAGAUCCCCAAAGAGGAUGCGUUCGGCAAGUACUGCCGCCCGGAGGCCCAGCCUGAAACCGACUUCCCUGACCCUGGAUGUGCAAUUCAGCCGUACCUGAAGACCAAGUUCAUCUGUGUCACCCCGUGUCCCUCAAUCGUCAUGGACUUCCCGGACAGUGAACUGCUUGGGAACUGUUUCUCUGGGACUAACUCUGGCAACACAAGUGAUUUGUUCCCAAUGUCCCCACGCACGCUUGACUCUCUUAUGCACAAUGAAGCGGCGGAGGCUAACCCUGGACCUCUUGAAUCCCUCACUCUGGACAUGGAGUUGAGCUCAGAUCAUCCCUCACCGAUGAGAGAAGCGUUUCCGGCCUCAGUCUCAGAAAUGGACACCUGUCGGAAUGUCUAGCUUUUCGAAAUUUAAAAAUUUUCAUCUAAAAAAAUGAUUGUUGUGUACAUAAUAUGCUUCUGUGCUAUAGCUGCUUCCUGUCUCCAUGCCAGUUAUGUUUCUUUUUGGAAUUUACAGUCAUAGCCAAAUAUGUGCAAAACACCAACACUUUUAGGGUGUUUUAUUUGAUCAGUGUUGAUUUUAUUUUGAAUCAGAUUUAUAUUUUGGGAUUGUUGUGAUUGGCUGUUUUAUUAACGAAAUGUUAUAGGCAUUCAACAGAAACGUGUUUUCUCUCUUAAAUCUGUUAAACAGCAACUUUUGAGUCAGACAAUUUCCUGUAAAUUAGUUUGGGGUAAGUUUGCAAGUGUUUUUGUAACCAAUUCCUUCUGAUGUGUGAUCAUGCAGACGGGUCAAUGAUAAAUAAGUCCUGCAUGUAUGCUAGUAUUCAAUUUAAAUGGAAAUUAUUUUAGACUAUUUUAACAAUUAUAAAAUAGCUUGCAAACAUUCGGCCAUGAGUUUAUAUUUUGUGUAUCAUUUUCCAGACGAUUGCUAAUAGGAAAAGCCUUUCACUUGGAUUGCAGUGAGAAUCACUGGUGUUGGUUAACAAAAAUAUAUUUUUGAGCUGUAAGCAUAGCAUAAAACAAGUGAAUUCUUAAUUCUUUACGUUCAUUUUGAGGAUUUAGUGUAAAGGGUAGUAAACUUUGUAGUUAAGCAAAGUUGAGCAUUGUUAAGCAGUAAAUAAAGCUGCCAACUUGGCAUGAUCUUGGAACAUGUUCAGUAAAGGAUGGCUUGUUAUUGAAGUGCGAUCAUCAUUUGUAAAGUUUGUGCAUGCACAUCUGUCAAGUUUCUCUCUAAGCUUCUAUCUGGUUCACAUGAAUAUACUGUAUUUUAAUGUUGCAAAAAACUCUUUUAUUGGAUGUUAUUGGGGAGUAAGUUGAAGAUAACUAUAUAUUUUACACCGAUGAGCAAAUAUGAUUUUCCACCAUAUUCCCUUUUUAAUGCUAAAUUACAUGGCAAGACGAAUUUUCCGUUGAGCCGAAAGGACUUAUAUUGUAACAGAAUUACGCACACAUGUACACAUGCAUAUUUCUUAUUUUGUUUCACUUGCUGAUCUGUGAUUUUUGUCCGCAAAAUAGAGCUGCAAACUGGAAUAUGAUAAGAAUGAUUGUUUCCUCUUUGUGGAACUACUUUUUUUAAUGUCUCCGUUUGUCUAAGUUUCUCACUCUCUGUAUCUGUGUUUCCACUAUAGUGUGUAUAUUAUUAUAUGAAUAUACUGCACUAUGCAUAUCUGUUAACUAUAAAAUGAAAUCUUGAUGAAAAACAA
Molecule: messenger RNA, 3784 nt
Organism: Triplophysa dalaica
Lineage: Eukaryota; Metazoa; Chordata; Actinopteri; Cypriniformes; Nemacheilidae
Gene: stat3
Product: signal transducer and activator of transcription 3 (acute-phase response factor)
Exons: 24
Coding region: 19-2481 (820 amino acids)
Biological process (GO): response to peptide hormone; growth hormone receptor signaling pathway via JAK-STAT; regulation of transcription by RNA polymerase II
Molecular function (GO): DNA-binding transcription factor activity, RNA polymerase II-specific; RNA polymerase II cis-regulatory region sequence-specific DNA binding
Source: RefSeq, a predicted model, not a curated record